This is a messenger RNA of Rubroshorea leprosula, 809 nucleotides long. NCBI's taxonomy places the organism in Eukaryota, Viridiplantae, Streptophyta, Magnoliopsida, Malvales, Dipterocarpaceae. The record is from the annotation of a GenBank genome assembly.
GCUGCUUAUGAUGUCUGAACGGAGCAUUUCCCGUGGAGAAGAGCAGAAAGCUCUGGUUUUGAAAUUGACAUCCCAUCAUAAGGAAUACUACACUGUGAAAUGGGCGGAAGCUCGUGAAGAUGUGUUUGCUUUCUUUUCUCCUGUUUUUGGUUAACCAAACUGGAGCAUACUUCUUCAUGGAUUACUGGGUGGAAGCCGUCUGCCAUGUUUCGGCUACUUGAUUCCACGAGGAAAACAGGGGUUCCGGGUGGGAGUUUGACGCGGUUGACUGAGGAGCAGGGGAGGAGUGAGGAAGGUGAGGUUUGGAGGGGGAGAGAGUGGAGGAGGAAAUGGAGAGGCAACAGGUGGGCAUGCGGACAGGAAGAUUGUGGAAUUGCUUCUGUUCGAGGAGUGCAUGGGGCUGGAGGUGGAUGGGUUGGAAGAGGUGGCGCUAAAGAGUGUAAUGAGAUGGGUGGAGAGGACGAUGAAGGCGGCGGAUUGUGUCAAGCUGAAGACAUUGAAAGGGAUUCUCGAUGUCCUGAGUCCACAGCAGAGCGUGGACUUCUUAGCAGGGACUUGCAUGCUCCAGAUUCAACUGCGGCAAUGGGGAAAGAGAAGAGAAAGCCGAAAGAAUGGGCUGCUACCAGAAUGAACUGCAUGCCAUUCAGUCAUGCCUGCCUUGUGUUCUAAAUUAAACAUGCUUCGUGUUUCUAGAUUUUACCUUUUUCUUUAUUUAAUUUUUUAAAAAGGUAUUUCUUAGUUCAAACUGUAAAAGAAAAUCAUCUGUUAUAGCUAGAAAUAUUUCAUUGAAGUAAAAAAUGACAUUUCAA